CAUGGGUUGUCAUACCUAAACAUACACUUUUAUCCACAGAGGACACAUCUGGACUGUAAACUGUCCAAGAUGGAUGCAGCGCCGCUUAACUGAGGGAUGCAAAGCGGAGUGGCAGCAGGGUGUCUUUAAAUGUCCGCCACCCCCGCGGUUUGGUCAUGUACAUUCCUUUCCAUCGUUGGGUUUUAUUUUUGUUUUUCGCCUCUGUAGGAAUAGGAUGUUACUAGCAUCUGCCGUGGUGGUAUGGGAAUGGCUGAACGAGCACGGACGCUGGCGGCCAUACAGCCCGGCUGUCUGUCAUCACAUAGAGGCAGUCAUCCGGAGCGACCCGCGCUGUGGUAGUGUCGUCCUCGGCCAGGUGGACUCUCGCCUCUCACCCUACAUCAUUGAUUUGCAUUCCAUGCACCAAUUCCGACAAGACACAGGUACCCUUCGACCUGUCCGACGUAGCUUCUACGAUCCAGCUUCAGCGCCGGGCCAGGGCUGGUUGUGGGAGUGGGAGAACGACACUGGCAGUUGGACCGCAUACGACACAGAGGUGGGCAUCGCCAUCCAGGCAGCUCGGGAUCGUCAGCAGCCCUGGCUGGACCUGGCGCCGCUGGGUUUUUGCUACCUCAUUGACUUUGAAAACAUGACCCAAAUCAACGGGCAGACCCAGCGUUGCAGACGUAUACAGCGACGCUCUGACUUGGCUUACCCACUGGUGUCCGGGCCUUUACCCAAAUCCCACCACGCCUGGGGCCCCGCAUCCAUACCUGGACAUGGAGGACUUCUAGGUGUUGAUGUGUCAGGUGUAGGCAUGGGGCUCAGGAUGAGCAACAGUGGGACUGGAAAUGGAAGCGCAUACCCCAGUGGGGCGCUACCUGCUUCCGCCAUCACCUCUUUGGGACAGCCCUGUGCGUGUCAGCAGUGCAUGUUGGCGCUAAGCAUCAAAGCAGGCACCAUGGCGAGUGCUCACACUUUGGGUCGAAGACCACCACAGACCAAGCCACCCAGUCCCAAACUAAGCAGUUACCCUGUUCCAGGAGGUUCCUACUCACUAACCCUCCCACGGCCUCCUUCUCUGUCAAGAUCCCUCUCCCCUCAUCGAACAUCUAUAAUUGGGGCUACUGGUGGAUUCAGUGUAGCUGGUGUGGGAGGCGCAGGAGGCAUGGGUAUUGUUGGUCCAGGUGGGCUUGGGAACACCAGCCUCAGUUUUGGAGGAGGCUUCACCCACUCACUUUCCCUUCUUGGUUCAGCCACUGCCGCUCUCUCCAUCUCUUCCUCACGUCCCCCACCUCCUCCUCUCCCACCUCCUCCGCCCCCUCCUCCACCCUCCACAGCUCCCUCAUCCGCUGCAACCUCCCCCCCUCACCCCUCCACUUCCUCCUCUCUCUCCAUUUCCUGUUGUGCCCCAUCAGCGACCACCCCAGCCCCACCUCUGAUCUCCACAGCUGCCUCCACGUGUACACCAUCGCCUUCUGCUCGUGUUCUGGGUCCAGUGUCUUCAUCUGGUGCAGCUGCCUGCGCGGCCCCUUUGCCACCCCGGUCUAGCUUGGCAGGCCUGAGCCGUCCUGCACUGCAGCGUAUUGCCAUGGCCCAGUCACGAGCACUCAUCGCGUCUGGAGUGCCGACUGUUCCGGUGAAGAACUUGAAUGGAUCCAGCCCUGUGCAUCCUGCUCUGGCAGGUAUUACAGGGAUCCUGAUGAGUGCAGCAGGACUUCCGGUCUGCCUGACCCGCCCUCCCAAGCUGGUGCUUCAUCCUCCACCUGUCAGCAAGAGCGACAUCAAACCUGUGCCAGGCCUGGGCCACUGCUGUCGCAAGACCACAAAGAAACAGGCCCGGAAAGGUAAAACACCUGAGGAGGUGGUGAAGCGAUACCUUCAGAAAGUCCGUAAUCCUCCAGAGGAGGACUGCACUAUCUGCAUGGAGGCCCUGGCGGGACCGUCAGGUUACAAAGGUCCUGGCGUAGGUGGCAUUUCCCGAGCUGAGUCAGUGGGCCGCCUAGCGCAAUGCGGUCAUCAGUACCACCUCCAAUGCCUUGUUGCUAUGUACAACAAUGGCAACAAGGACGGCAGCCUCCAGUGCCCCACCUGCAAGACCAUCUAUGGGGUCAAGACAGGCAAUCAGCCUCCCGGCAAGAUGGAGUACCACGUCAUCCCUCACUCACUGCCUGGACAUCCUGACUGCAAAACUAUCCGGAUCAUAUACAACAUCCCUCCUGGCAUACAGGGACCUGAGCACCCAAAUCCAGGCAAACCCUUCACUGCACGUGGGUUCCCCAGACACUGCUACCUCCCUGACAGUGAAAAGGGGCGCAAGGUUCUAAGGCUUCUUCUGGUAGCAUGGGACCGCAGGCUCAUCUUCUCUGUUGGUACGUCCAGCACCACCGGUGAGUCUGACACAGUGAUCUGGAACGAGGUGCACCACAAGACUGAGUUUGGCUCCAACCUCACGGGCCACGGCUACCCAGACCCCGGCCAUUUGGAUAAUGUUCUGGAGGAGCUGAGGGCUCAGGGCAUCACAGAAGAGGAGUGUCUACCCAGAGACUGAGCAGAGACAUUUAAGGCACAGAAGACACAAGAAACCGAGCUGCCGUCUGCAGGCACACAAAAUACAGUUUUUUUUCUGACAAAGUGAACAGACCCAAUGUGACUAUCAAGAAAAACUGUUCAGAGAAACUUUGCAGAAAUAGUUUCAGCUUCUUAUGGCUGCAUGAGUCAGUUUUGUCCGUCUUAAUGCAGUGACAGCGUCGAGGUUGAGGUGCGACGUUUGAGGCCACCGUGCUCGUGCGAGUCAGUAUUAGUUUUAAAAAAAAUAUUAAAAAACAUCUUUCAUUUAUACUGUGAGACUUCAUAUCAAGAAUGUAACUAAGUGAUUUUUUUCCAGGGAUUAUGAUGUGUUUACCACUGCUGCUGCUAUGUGGGAUUGAGGGGAAGUUAAGAAUGAAGAGAAGGUGCUUUUUUUUUAUUUAUUUAUAUUUUUUAAGUGUUAGUCCACAAGCAGAAGCAUCUUUUCACUGCAGAUUAAUCUUUGAAGUGUUUAACCAGAUACCCAAGCAUGGAUAUUUGCUGCCCUCUAGUGGUAUUUUUCCAGAACUACAUUCCUUUAUAGGUUUUAUCUUUAAAUUGUAUUCUUGUAUGUUAUGAAUACCUGGUAUAUGAUAGCUUCCAUUGAUUCAUCAUUUUAUAUUUUUAACUUCAAAUUUUGUUUUACAUUUUGCAUUUCAUUGCAUUGUUUUGGGGUGUGGCUCACUGACUGAAACAGCCAGUUUAGAUAAGCUGCUGCUGUAUAAAAGUUUGUCACUUUAAAUGCCAGCCCCUUUUUUUAGACGCAAACAUUAUCAGUAUUUUGUAUUUGAUAAGCUCACAAACUGACAUUCCUUAAUCGUUUGACCCUCAGAGCAUUGGGGCAUAUAGAAAGCUUUCUAUCUCCUCUUGUAUGAAACGUUAAAGACUGAUGGAGAAAAAAACUACUAUGGAUUACAACCGCCCUAUCCAGGAGGAGUAAAUUCCCCAAAAAGCUAGGAUUGGACCCCCUGCCUGAGCGCAGAUUUGCACAGCGCUUUCUGCUUAGUAUCAGAAAGAAACAGCUUGUAUCUACUGUAUUUUUGUGUAGGACACACCAGCCUCUAAUUACACAACAGAAUGUGGUUAUCUUUUGUUUAGUCAUGUUUUAACCAUGAACAGGAGCAAAAGACUGCUGUACUAGAUUACUGGAUCCAGCUGUGACCAAAGUGGUCCAGUCAGAUUGCAUUUAGUCCACUGUGGACUGGUUUAUUAUGAGGUUUGUUGGAGGCGAUACACAACAGUAUGUGUGGACAUGCUAGUGUAGGCUAACAUUAACAGCAUUUACACUUUAUGUACUUUAUGUAUGCAAUGUGUAUGUUUGUGUUUUAUGUGCACAAAUUUGCAUUAAAUGUUUUUUUCUAAGGUUCAAAGAGAAAA
Messenger RNA from Melanotaenia boesemani (Boeseman's rainbowfish), 3924 nucleotides. RefSeq names its product deltex 4, E3 ubiquitin ligase a (gene dtx4a). Bases 74 to 2530 code for a protein of 818 amino acids. The transcript is spliced from 8 exons. Gene Ontology annotation, cellular component: nucleoplasm. Gene Ontology annotation, biological process: protein ubiquitination; Notch signaling pathway. NCBI's taxonomy places the organism in Eukaryota, Metazoa, Chordata, Actinopteri, Atheriniformes, Melanotaeniidae. The record is from RefSeq and is a predicted model, not a curated record. Gene Ontology annotation, molecular function: zinc ion binding; ubiquitin protein ligase activity.